AUGGCCCAAGAAGAAAUGAAGGUCGACGAGGGCUACUCAGGAGGCUCCGAGGAAACGAGAAGUCUAUCCGACAGCGAUUCUACCAUGCACAUCGAUCCCGUCGACGGUCAUGUUUCAAAGUCAUCCACACCCAACUUCGAGUCGAUGCUUUCGGGCGUCCUAGGCCUGCCCCCGGCCCAAAGAUCAGCCUUCAUAGCCUCUCUGCUGCAACUGCUACCAGAGUCUGAGCGAUAUGAAACCGCCUACACAGCUCUGCGCUCGCUGCGCACUUCGUCCAUCGCAUCCAUAGUCGAGCGCCUCAAUCCCCUCCUUCAUCUUGAUCCAGUAGUCUUCCUACCGCCCGAAAUUACCUCCCAAAUCUUCCUCCACCUCUCGCCCUCCGAUCUCCUCCGAUGCUCGACCGCUUCCCGGCUCUGGCGCGAACGGGUCUUGGACAGCACUCUGUGGAGGACCUUCUUCGCCCGCGAAGGAUGGAUGCCAGAUCUUGCAGAAGUCAGGAGUGGCGAAGCUGCUGAAGCCAGACGCCGCGUCCUGUCGCGCAGCACUCCCCAAAAGCCUCCUAGAAGGAAACCUGAUGGUGAACUCGAGAGAAGUGGUAGCAUCAAAAGAGCAAAGGAAACCGUCAACGGAUGGAAUGAACAACACAGUACUCUCGAGGCCGACGAGGAUGCUAUUUUGCAGGAUCCAGAAGAUGGUGCUGCUUCACUGUCUGCCAUGAGCCUCGCUUCCGAAGCCGAUUACCUUGACAUCAUACCCGGAACGGACCUCUCUUCAAACUUGCUUCCCCAACUCUCCCCAUCGCUCUAUAACACAUACGCUUCUGCGCCACGCAUCAACUGGUUAUACCUCUACAAGCAGCGGCGCCGGCUAGAAGACAAUUGGAACAAGGGGCGAUACACGACAUUCCAGCUGCCACAUCCUGAUCAUCCCGACGAAGCUCAUGAUGAGUGCGUCUACACGAUACAGCACUCGCGUGACUGGCUAGUAAGUGGUAGUCGCGACAAGACCAUUGCCAUUUGGGAUCUGGAAACUCAGAGGCGUGUGAGGACUCUCUCGGGAGCUCAUAUUGCGUCUGUGCUGUGUCUGCAGUUCGAUGAGCGUCCGGACCAAGAUAUUGUGGUUUCAGGCGGAAGUGACUCCUUUGUUGUCAUCUGGCGCUUCUCGACUGGUCGCAUCAUUCGCAAGAUGGAUGAAGCACAUACUGAAUCCGUACUCAACCUACGUUUCGAUGACGACCUGCUGAUAACCUGCUCCAAGGAUAAGACCAUCAAGAUCUGGAAUCGUAGAGAACUCUUUUUGGAUAACGAUCUCGUUCCGGCGGUCGCGAAACGUCAGCUUGAAAUCGGCCAUCCUAUGAACCCUAUCAAGGAGUACUCACUGCUACUCACACUCCUCGGCCAUGGUGCAGCAGUCAAUGCAAUUCAAAUGCACCAAGGUCAGAUUGUUUCCGCUUCCGGAGAUCGAACCAUCAAGCAAUGGGACAUCAACACUGGUAUAUGCACAAGGACGUUUACCGGUCACACCAAAGGCAUUGCCUGUGUGCAGUACGAUGGUCGCCGCAUCGUGAGUGGCAGCAGCGACAACACUGUCCGUAUUUUUGACGCAGCUACGUCUGCAGAAGUUGCUUGUCUACCCGGCCACAGUAACUUGGUGCGUACUGUCCAGGCUCGCUUUGGUGAUAUGGCUAUCUCAUCGGAGGAGCUCGAAGCCGAUGCACGUGCUGUCGAUGAGAGAUUCCAUGACGCUCGCAUGAAUGGUUUGAACCCUGAUCAGAAUAGAGUCCGGGGCCAGCGCAACGCUGGCUCGAGCAACCCCAACGAGGUAUGUGCCGUUGGUGCGAAGAUUCCGCCGGGAGGUGGUGGUAAUGCCUGGAGCCGCAUCGUAUCAGGCUCCUACGAUGAGACGGUCAUCAUUUGGAAGAAGGACUCUGACGGUAAGUGGGUUCCGAGCAGAAGAUUGCGGCAAGACGAGAUUCUUCAAAAUAGACGGAGGUCUCGGGUGCAAGCUGCAGCUGCUGUCCAGCAGGUAACGCAACAGCCACGCCAGAACAGUGCAGACGAGCAAGAUACAAAUGUACAGCCAGCUCAGUCCACUCUCUCGGUCUCGGCGCCGGUCCAAGAUGCACAGCUUCAACAAGACCUCCAACAGCUGGCCCAAAUAAACAUGCAGCAACAAGCCCAACAGCAUGCACAGAACCACGCCGGCCCGGCUGCUCCACCUGCUAAUCACCACCAUCAUCAUCACGGUCACCACGGAGCUGCUGGACACCACGGCCGUCAUCGUGUCAGAGAAGACAGCAACCGUGUUUUCAAGCUUCAAUUCGACAGUCGACGUAUCGUGUGUUGUUCGCAGAACAGAGUCAUUGUAGGCUGGGACUUUGCUGCUGGCGAUACCGAUCUCGAACAAGCGAGUCGUUUCUUUGGCGAGACGGAUUAG
Messenger RNA from Aureobasidium namibiae CBS 147.97, 2436 nucleotides. Its product is annotated as WD40 repeat-like protein. The coding region runs from base 1 to 2436 and encodes 811 amino acids. The transcript is spliced from 2 exons. Lineage: Eukaryota; Fungi; Ascomycota; Dothideomycetes; Dothideales; Saccotheciaceae. The record is from RefSeq and is a predicted model, not a curated record. Gene Ontology annotation, molecular function: protein binding.